Durusdinium trenchii is the source of this 519-nucleotide messenger RNA. The record is from the annotation of a GenBank genome assembly. NCBI's taxonomy places the organism in Eukaryota, Dinophyceae, Suessiales, Symbiodiniaceae.
AUGAAAGAAAGUGAUUUCUGGGGGGAGCUGUCGUGCUACUACGCAACGAGAAGCAUCGCAAUGCCAGGUUGUCUAUGGAAGCCACAGAUGAUGGAGGACAAUCUUCCACGUAUUUCUGGCGGUCACCACCUGAAGACUUCCUUUGCUGAGACGGGCCUUGAGCUGCGAGAAUACUAUUCGGCUGCCUGUGGUCAUUGUCAAGCAAUGGCACCCGCCUGGAAAGAAGCUGCGGCCAGCUAUUCCGGGCCUGUGGCCUUCCGGCAGGUGGAAUGCAACGAUAAAGACUGGAAGCCAGUGGAGGAGAACAUUGACUUAUGCAAAGAUAUCGAGGCUUUUCCAAGUAUUAAGCUCUUCAAGGAUGGCGAAGAAGUGACAAGCUAUGAAGGAGAUCGCACUGCGGAAGGAUUCAUGAACUUCGCCAAGGCCAACGAGAAAUUGGCUGAACAAUCCAUGCCAGUUGUCAUGGCCGUCCUACCCAGAUCUGAGCGCAUCUUGCGCAGAUGCGCUGAAUUCUUGUAG